UACACUACCUGUCUGACUGAGACGAGGUUGGGACCUUGUACAGCAGUGGCCGGUUACCGCUCGGUGAAGACCCGUGAUUUAGACAUGGACAAUCCUCAGAGCGCAACCACCAAUGGCGGGCCGGAAGCCAGCAAGGACUUUUACACAUUCAAACUAGAGAAGGAACCCAAAAAACCUGUCUCCAUAAAAACCAUCAUUCUCAUGCAACUCUUUAUUCUAGGUGUGUUUGUCAUCGGUCUCGUAGUCGGUUUAAUUGUUGGAAUUUACGCAUAUAAAGGUCAUAGUGAACAAUGUCGAACACAACCGGAAGCAGGUGAUGUGCAAGCUCAAAACCAAAUUAACUAUCCUUCAACAGACACCACACCAUCACAGUCAUCGCCACCCCACCACCAUCAUCAUCCCUCCGACUUUUUAUCGCAUGCACCAUCAGAUUUCAUCGAUGACGGUAUCAAUGUCAAUAAUUUUGAAGAGAUACCAGAACUUGUCGAUGCGACAACCGUUAAACCUAAGGAAGCAGACAAAGAAUGUAAGAUAUGUAAAAAACGGGAACACGAACCUCCAAAGAGUAACAAAAAACCUGUGUUUGCCCCGCUAACGGAGGCGGAAAUGAACAUAACAAACGAGAUUCUUCAAGAAAAUGACAUUAUCAGUCUAGAUUUGAAUAAGAACAACAGCCUCCGUUCGGAUUUUCUUCAUGCAAUGCAACUGUCUCCUCCCAACAAGAAAAAGGCAUUGGCAUAUUUAGACUCUGACGGCCCUUUCCCUGGUCGGUAUGCCGCCGUGUCGGUCAACAAGGGCGCAGCAGAACCGCCCUACUACAUGGAAUACGCUGUCGGACCACUUGACGGACCACGGGAAAACAUCACCAUCACGCCCUUGCUGGACCAAGAGGAAGUUCCCUACACCAGGCGACCUUAUGAUAUAUUUGAGAUAGAACACAUUAUGAUUUUUAUUUUCCGAGAAAUCGGGAGCAUGAAGAGACUGAUCCAGGAGAGUUUUGAUACCUCGGACGCCAUGGAUGAUCUUAAUGUUAUACCUGUUGGUCCGUUUGAGUCAGACGAAGGUAAAAGAAUCAGCCGUUUCUCUUUGUCAAUGAGGGGGCUCGGCAAUAGAGACAUGGACUUCCUUUCGUCUUUACCAUUGUCUGGUAAAAUAAACCACGAGAGUCUGAACAUUUCGGAUUGGUACAUAUAUGACUACUACUAUAUGAACCAGGGUCCUUUUCCGAAUAGCUCAUUCCUUUACAGUGCCUACCAUUACGACAUGAUAACUAAGAUCAGAUUUCCUCCACAAGCUAAAGAUCGUAUCCAGCAGAUGGCCUUUCCACAACGAGACGAACAUGCUAUCCCAAGGGAAAAUUCCAAUUUCCCUGGGCCAAAAACAUUUGAAUCAGGUGGUCCCCGUUACACAAUUACAGGUCAUGACAUUUCAUGGCUUGGUUGGACUUUCUCGGCUUCUUCCAGUACUCUCAGAGGACCUUCCAUAUUUAAUGUCAAAUUUCAAAAUGAACGUAUUCUUUAUGAGAAUUCUCUGAAUGACAUCGCUCUUGUGUAUUCGGCUGACGACCCAGGAAAGGACAACGUUGUUUAUAAUGAUGCAGAAUACGGAAUAGGCAAUGCGAGACACCCAUUGAUGGGCACGGAUUGUCCGGAACAUGCCACAUUACUCAACGUAUCUACAUGGAAGACUCGAACCGGAAAGGCGUCCUCAGUUCCAGGGAUUUGUGUGUUCGAGAAGGACAAUCAGGAACCGCUGUGGCGACACAAUGGCAUUGGUUUUCAGAUUGGAAUACGAAACAGAUAUCUUGUGGUGAGAUACCCAACCAGAAUAGGCAACUACGAUUAUAUUUUUGAUUUCGAGUUCCAUCUUGACGGACGUAUGAAAACUAAGGCAAUUGCCACUGGGUUCCUGUUCGGUUCCUUUCAUGAUCCCUAUACUCUGAACUUCGGUGGGCCCGAUGGGAGAACACCUUUUGGAUACAAAAUCGGCAGUUUUAUCACUGGACCUUUACAUGACCAUACUUUUGGCUUCAAAGUCGACCUAGACAUUGUGGGAUCUAAAAACAACUUUGAAGUAAUCCAUUGGAAGGCUGGAGACGUUUCAGAGGCAGUUAACUCGUACCGGCAGGUUAACGUAACCCCGCCGUACUUCCAUCUCAAUCAGACCAGAUAUAUCGAGUGGGAGAACCUACAAACGGAAGACAAACUCAAUAUCAAUCUGGUGAAUCAAACGUUUUGGACCGUUGUGAACAACCAGGAAAGGAAUGCGUGGAAUGUUAGUAGGGGCUACAGGAUCAUGACUUUGGCAACAAGUACACAGAACCUUGGUGAUGACUAUCCAAUGAUGGGUAACAUUGCCUUCACCAAACACCAAUGUCAUAUAACGAAAAGGAAAGAGGAAGAACCUUACCUGAAGCCGAUUUACAAGUACACCAACAAUGGAAAUAGCAAGAACGUGAAGCGAUACCUUCAGGAUAUGGUUGAUGGCGAGUCAAUUGACAAUGAAGAUUUAGUCACGUGGUUGUCGAUUGGAUUUUUACACAUACCAACGUCCGAGGAUGUACCUAUUACGUCACGUGUCGAGAGUGGGUUCAUUUUGAAACCCUUCAAUUUUUUUGAAAACACGAUGACAUAUGACGUUCCGCAGUAUACUAAAGUUGCUGACAAGGUUUUCGAUACAGAACCCACAGAAGAGUCGUGUUAAAUAAAAUCCUGAUUGUGUGAUACGU
Molecule: messenger RNA, 2728 nt
Organism: Mizuhopecten yessoensis (Yesso scallop)
Lineage: Eukaryota; Metazoa; Mollusca; Bivalvia; Pectinida; Pectinidae
Product: amiloride-sensitive amine oxidase [copper-containing]-like
Exons: 2
Coding region: 85-2703 (872 amino acids)
Biological process (GO): amine metabolic process
Cellular component (GO): plasma membrane
Molecular function (GO): copper ion binding; quinone binding; primary methylamine oxidase activity
Source: RefSeq, a predicted model, not a curated record